This is a messenger RNA of Penicillium maclennaniae, 780 nucleotides long. RefSeq lists its product as uncharacterized. Gene Ontology annotation, biological process: regulation of transcription by RNA polymerase II. Gene Ontology annotation, molecular function: transcription coregulator activity. Bases 1 to 780 code for a protein of 259 amino acids. The transcript is spliced from 4 exons. The record is from RefSeq and is a predicted model, not a curated record. Lineage: Eukaryota; Fungi; Ascomycota; Eurotiomycetes; Eurotiales; Aspergillaceae. Gene Ontology annotation, cellular component: mediator complex.
AUGCCAAUCACUGGAGUAUACUUCAUCCCCGCCCACCCAAACACUACAACAGCGCUCCCAGCCCUAACAGAGCGCCUUCGCACCGCAUACCCAGAACAAGAUCUCGUUCCUAUCGGCCGCUGGGCCCUAGAACACAAGCUCAUGCGCGAUACGCCAGGCCUCCUGCCUCAAUCUGGAAAAUCUACUAAACCCCGCUACAUGCAGUUCCUCUCUUUAAGUCAUUACCCUAUGCACGGCUUCAUUUACACCUCUGAGCCCGAGACUCCUCAUCCGGCUGCUUCACCAACUCCUGCUUCAUCAGCCACGCCUCGUGGUGGUGGUCAUGCGGGGGGAGUCAUCAAUGGUGAUGACGGUCGUGCCGCCAUCCUCUUACCCCACACUAUUCCAACACUUCGUCUAUGCCGCACAACCAUUCUGGGCGCACCGUUUGACCAUACGUAUCCCAUUGCUAGGGUGCGUGGAACGGUUGUUGAGAUUGAGUGGCGUGGUCCGUCUGUUAUUGAGGGGUUAGCUGGGGACGGGGACGAUGAAUUCGGUUUUGCGGUUGAAGAGGCGGAUGUUGAUGCUGAGUUUGAAGGGGCGAGGGAAGCGAUUCUCGUCAAUGGAAUUGGGAAGGAGAUUAAGGAGAAGUUGAGGAGGGGGUCUGGGAGGAGAGAGAAGGUCAAAGAUUACGAGGAUGGGAAUGGAAUGAAGGUUGCGAGUGAGGGGGAGGAUAUUGACCCGUCCAUUGGGACAGAUCUCGCGAGGCAGUAUAUGGAGGUUCUGAGGUUUAAUCGGUAG